Ostreobium quekettii is the source of this 1062-nucleotide messenger RNA. Lineage: Eukaryota; Viridiplantae; Chlorophyta; Ulvophyceae; Bryopsidales; Ostreobiaceae. The record is from the annotation of a GenBank genome assembly.
AUGAUGGCGUCCUGCUUGGCAGGCACCUGCAUACUAACUACAAGUGAGACUGGCAGAAUAUGUAGUGCAAGCAAACGUCACAACGGCCCCGAGGACCGCGCUGCCGUUAGCCAAGCUGGGUCCUGCAGCGGCGCACCCAUGAAUUGCCGCGUGCCGUUGGCGUCACACGGGGCGGCCCAUGCCAACCGGCGGGUUUUGCCGCUUGGAAUGCAAGCGCGUCACCUGGGAGGGGCGUCGUUCAAACCCAUGGCGGUUUGCAGCGUUCAGAACGACGGUGCAGGAAGUGGACCAAGGGGCCCGAAGUUGACAGUCAAGGUCGUUGAAUACUUUAUGCUCCUGGAGGCGUCGCCGCAAUGCUCGGAGGAGGAGCUGCUGGCGGCCUUGGGGGAAAUGUGGACUCUGCAGUAUUUGGUGCCCAACGUGCUGUGCGCCUCCGCCGGCGCCGUAGUGCAGGUCGGGGACAACCCAGUUUCCGGCCCCGGUGUCCCGCCGGGCCCCCUAUCUGGCUUCACGCACGCUCUGCAUUACCGCUUCGGCAACGUCGAGGUGGCGGAUGGCUUCCGACGGUCCGACAAGGUGCGCGAGGCGACGGCCACUCAGCUGGCGCGCCGGUUUGAUCGGAUAGUGGAGCUCGCAGCGGUGGUGGAGGUUCCCAACGAGCUGGGGGCAAUCUUCAGGCGGGGCGGCGCCUGGGAGGCUGGCGUGGAGCACGUGCUGGUGGCGGAAGUCGCGUCAGAGGAUGCGGCGCAGGGCGCGGCGCAGUUUCUGGCGGCGCUGGGGGAACUGGCCACGAGCUCGGCCUGCGGCGCACUGCUCAGCUCAUCGGGCCCUGUGGCCCGGAUUGGAGUUGAGGAGGGGGGCGCCGCGCCGAUGCUGGCGAUGGUGACGCAGGUGCCAGGUGUGGAGGGGGCAUCGGCGUUUGUGGGACUGCCGCCCGUACAGGGACUCCUGGAGGGUAGGGACAGUUCUGGGGUGCUGCGCCCUCUGAUGUCGCUGUGCUUCGAAGUGGCACCCACAGAGGGCCGGCGCUCCAGUUCUCCGGCGGACGGGAGGCUGCCUUAG